Equus quagga is the source of this 1369-nucleotide messenger RNA. RefSeq names its product ARV1 homolog, fatty acid homeostasis modulator (gene ARV1). Gene Ontology annotation, biological process: intracellular sterol transport; sphingolipid metabolic process; sterol metabolic process. Lineage: Eukaryota; Metazoa; Chordata; Mammalia; Perissodactyla; Equidae. The transcript is spliced from 6 exons. The record is from RefSeq and is a predicted model, not a curated record. Gene Ontology annotation, cellular component: cortical endoplasmic reticulum; Golgi apparatus. Bases 51 to 902 code for a protein of 283 amino acids.
UCGUUUUCCCCGGCACAGAAUCGGAAGUUCUGGGCUGCAGUUGCGUGGAAAUGGGCACUGGUGGGCGGAGUGGGCUACGACCGGGAAAGGGGACCGCGGAAGGGGUGACAGCGGGCAAAGGGAACACGGAUGGGGUGGCAACGACUACUACUGCUACUGCUGCCGUGGGCUCCUGCCAGUACAGGUGCAUCGAAUGCAACCAAGAGGCUAGUGAGUUGUACCGAGACUAUAACCACGGCGUGCUGAAGAUAACCAUCUGCAAAUCCUGUCAGAAACCUGUAGACAAAUAUAUUGAGUAUGAUCCUGUUAUCAUCUUGAUUAAUGCUAUUUUAUGCAAAGCCCAGGCCUACAGGCAUAUUCUUUUCAAUACUAAAAUAAACAUGCAUGGAAAACUCUGCAUAUUUUGUUUGCUUUGUGAAGCAUACCUGCGAUGGUGGCAGCUUCAAGAUUCAAACCAGAACACUGAUCCUGAUGACUUCAUCAGAUAUGCCAAGGAGUGGGAUUUCUAUAGAAUGUUUGCAAUUGCUUCUCUAGAACAAACUGCCUUUUUUAUUGGCAUUUUUACUUUCCUGUGGGUAGUGCGACCUAUGACAGCGAAAAAAAAACCCAACUUCGUUUUGCUGCUGAAAGCAUUGUUAUUGUCGAGCUACGGAAAACUCUUGCUGAUUCCAGCUGUCAUUUGGGAACAUGACUACACACCCCUGUGCCUCAGACUCAUUAAAGUAUUUGUCCUUACAUCAAACUUUCAGGCAAUUAGAGUGACCCUAAACAUCAACCGAAAGCUCUCCUUUUUGGCCAUCUUGAGUGGCUUACUGCUGGAAAGCACCAUGGUCUACUUCUUCCAGAGGAUGGAAUGGGACAUUGGAAGUGAUUGUGCCAUCUAUAAACCUCAAGACUUUUGAAGAGGCAUGUUCCUACCCACAUUCUACUGGAGUCUUCUUCUCAUCUCCAGAUAUGUCUUAUGCUCUUCCCAGGCCCUGAGUGGCCUCUUCUCCGCCUAACCAGAUAGUCACCUUUGCUUCUCUGUGGAAUGAAGACUUUCCAAAAACUCAAGUCUGUGUGCUCAUUCCUUCCCUGGAUCUCCCAGUGCCCAGCUCAACACCACAGCAGUCAUGUGUCCUGGAUCUUCUGAGACUGUCCCAGAGCCAGAUACUUUGCCCCCGCUUCCAUAAGCCUUCUCCCUGUCAAGCUACCCAUUAUAGUUUCUGGUUAGGAAAAUAAGGUCAUCUGUCUAACAGCCAUUUGAAAACCAUUAUCCUCUUUUAUGUUAUCUCAUGUUUUAUACUUGUCUGUGUCUUCUAUUAAAAUUCCAUGUGUUGGGGCCAGCCCGGUGGCACAGCGCUUAAGUUCACACACUCAACUUUGACAG